UUGUUCCUUUACAGAAAGAGGCAGAGUAUAUUUUAAUUCAAGUAUACGAUUCCAUGAAGAGAUACCAGUGUUUGAUAUUUUACCUGAAAUAUCUAGCCAGAAUUCCCGUCCGUUCAUCGUAUUCAAAGCUGGAAGCAAAGCGCAGCGUUGCCCUCUGGUCCAUUCGCGAGGGUGAUCCUCUUGCAUGGACAUCUGUCAGAUGACUUUGGACAGUCCACAGGCUGUCUAUAAAAACACGGCUCUGGAAGGGAGUUAGAAACUCCACUGGCCGCCUGUUGCUGAUCCUCCUCCUCCGUCCGCGCGCUGGCCAUCCCAGCGCAAAGACACAUUAUCAUGGCUAACCACUGCAUCUGCAUACGAAUGCAAUUAUUGCAGUUAUCGUAAAAUACAUAGCUAUGUGAAUAUUUCAAAAGCGCGCGAAAUGACAGUUUACUUUCGACAUCGAUCGCUCCAGGGUGUAUCGAUCCGCGAAGACGACUCGUCGGUCAAAAUACUCAAAAUUAAUUCGUCCAGAUCGCUGUUUUUGUGUAAUUGUGACAAUGCACUUUAAUUAACGGCGCUGCAACAGCGUGUUUUUCCCCGGGGCUAAUUCAAUUAGCAUACUUGAUUAUUCGCGCUCGGCCUCGCACUUUCGUAUAGCACAAACGAAUUAAUUCGUUUAACCGCGGUCGCACUCGGGUCGUCCGGAUUGACCUGUUGAUUAAUCAAAAUUGCUCGGUCGGAGGGUUCGCGCGCGUUCAUUACACUCGCUCUUGACUUGACAUUUGACGCGCGAGUACGUCAAUUAUAGAUGAGGAAGGAAGGGAGUGUAGAACAUUUAUAUUUAUGUUCAACUGUGCUUUUUAUCAUUUUUUUUCAAAAUAAUUUUAUUUUUUUUUGUUAUUUUCUAACAGGAACUUUGAUGAUGCUAUUUAUCGAUGAUUAUUCGCAUCGCGAUGAUAAUAUGUAUAUUUUAAUAUGCUGCAUAAAUUUUGCAAUUCACAAUAAGCUCGAUGUAUUUAUAAAUAUGUGCAUAUUUUUAUAUUUUCUAUUUUUGAGUGUAAUUAUUGUAAUUAUUGUAAUUAUUCUAAUUUUGUAGGCUAGAAAUCUUCUCAGGUUUAAAAUUUCGAAUUUUCUGAUUGGCUUCGCCAUUUUUGGUUAAAGAAGCUCUCGACCAAUCGGCGAAAAGUCGAGGAGAAUAUCUAGAGACUUUUGUUAAACUAUGCUCGAGAUUGAGAGAGACCUCUCAAGAUCAUCUGUGAAACUGUUCAAACGUCAGUUUUGACAGGAAGAACAAAAAGAAAGGAAAAGAAAAGAAAAGAAAAGAAAAAACGGACAGGAGGAAGAAAAAAAACGCCCCGUCUCGAGCGGAAACGUCAAAGAGACGUCAAAUUCGAUGACGUAAAAUUGAUCUUUCUCUCUCCCCUCUAUAAAAUUGGACCUGUCGACGUCAUUUAAUCAUAUCAGAUAUGGACACCGAUACGGCAUGUAUUGGUGAUACCACGAGGACGUCGACGACGACGAUGACAAAGAGGACGAAUGGCCAAUUUAUAACCUAAAGUCUCAUGUAUGAUUCUCUCCUCUUUCUCGUCAUGUGACAUAUUAUAUUACAGCGGUGCACAGAGAUAUGUUGAAACACGUUAUGAUGGACGACCCGUACGAACUAAACUUGAAGAAUGUGGUCAGCUGGAUCGCGUCUAGCGCGCUAAUUUUCGGCGCAGUUGUACCGUAUAUACCCCAAUACAAGGAGAUCAAGAGGAAGGAGGAUGCGGAAGGAUUCUCCCUCUACGUUUGUCUCACCCUUCUAAUCGCCAACACGCUCCGCAUAUUGUUUUGGUUUGGAAAGCGUUAUGAGCUUCCACUGUUAUUGCAAAGUUUACUUAUGAUUGUGGCGAUGUUUGUUAUGAUUAAACUCUGUAUCAAUGUGCAAAACAGAACGCAGAUUAUCAAAGCAAAAGAGCGUGUACUUACAGAUUUUGACACUAGAUUUUUUUGGAAAUGGACAGACUUCAAGUCCUACCUAGGUUUCAUGAUUCUGUUUGCUGGUACAGGCGGCCUAUUAACAUAUUUAUUUUUGGAUAUACCAAUAUUUAUUGAGAUUAUUGGGUUCUCAGCGGUAUUGACAGAGGCUAUGCUAGGAGUUCCACAAUUUCUUCGUAACUCGUCUAACAAAUCGACCAUAGGGAUGAGUAUAGCUAUGGUGGCGAUGUGGACUGUGGGUGAUGUUUUCAAAACGUGUUAUUUUGUUCUGAGGGACACACCCUUGCAAUUUCAGGUGUGUGGUGCUCUUCAAGUUACGAUUGAUAUCGCAAUUUUAGCACAAGUGUACCUUUAUAAAACUAGUAACAAUGUACAUACGAGAGCUCCCAUAAGAUCGGACUGAAGAUUGUUCAGCAAGUUAUUUCUCAUCUAGAUUUGUGGAUGCAGAGUUUUUUUAUUUCUCAAUGCCGAGAAAUUGAACAAAAUCUAAAAAGAGAAUAUAUUUUUAUAUUCAUUAAACAUGAAUCGCAAAGCGAGGUAUAUGUAUCUGAAAUAGAAUAAGUUUCCGAACAUUUACCAAACAAAGUGCAGUUAAUAUUUUGAUAACGAUUUAGACGUUUGUCAAUUAAUAUAUAAAAGAAUAAUGUAUAUAUAUAUAUAUAUAAUCAUUUUAUAAAAUUUAUAUUUAAUGUAUUAUUCACAUUCAGUACCAAAUGUAACCAUUCAGUUCCUCAUUUUACAUUUAAGUAUAAUUAUCACACAUUAUAUUUUAUUACAUUAUAUUA
Molecule: messenger RNA, 2744 nt
Organism: Nylanderia fulva
Lineage: Eukaryota; Metazoa; Arthropoda; Insecta; Hymenoptera; Formicidae
Product: solute carrier family 66 member 2
Biological process (GO): retrograde transport, endosome to Golgi; phospholipid translocation
Cellular component (GO): endosome; trans-Golgi network
Source: RefSeq, a predicted model, not a curated record